Anopheles maculipalpis is the source of this 902-nucleotide messenger RNA. RefSeq names its product palmitoyltransferase ZDHHC3. The record is from RefSeq and is a predicted model, not a curated record. Gene Ontology annotation, molecular function: protein-cysteine S-palmitoyltransferase activity. NCBI's taxonomy places the organism in Eukaryota, Metazoa, Arthropoda, Insecta, Diptera, Culicidae. Bases 10 to 867 code for a protein of 285 amino acids. Gene Ontology annotation, biological process: peptidyl-L-cysteine S-palmitoylation; protein targeting to membrane. The transcript has 6 exons. Gene Ontology annotation, cellular component: endoplasmic reticulum; Golgi apparatus.
ACCACCAGCAUGGAGUAUGAGUACAUGCUGAUGAGGAACGAAAAGGAAACGCAAAACCGCUGCUGCGGUGGUCGCGUCUGGUGUGUCCAGGAUAUUUGCGGUAUCAUUUGUGCCGUCCUAACGUGGGGUUUGAUAUUGUAUGCAGAAUUUGUUGUUACAAUGGUGAUCCUGCUGCCCCAUCCUUACAAGGCAUAUCGGUACAUUAAUUUUAUUAUCUUUAACACGGGAUCGUUCCUGGCGUUUGCAUCCCAUCUUCGAACAAUGCUGUCCGAUCCGGGUGCUGUACCGAAAGGUAACGCUACGAAGGAAAUGAUCCAGCAGCUCGGCUACCAGGAGGGACAGGUGUUUUUCAAGUGUCCCAAAUGCUGCAGUAUUAAGCCGGAACGUGCGCAUCACUGUUCCGUGUGUCAGCGGUGUAUACGCAAGAUGGACCAUCACUGUCCAUGGAUAAACAAUUGUGUUGGGGAGAAUAAUCAAAAGUUUUUUGUACUUUUUACGUUUUACAUCGCAUUCAUUUCCAUCCAUUCGAUAUUUCUGGCUGUUAAUCAGUUCUGUCUGUGCAUCAAGAAUGAGUGGCGAGAAUGUUCGAACUAUUCGCCACCGGCCACGGUGAUAUUGCUGCUCUUCCUGAUACUGGAAGCGCUACUGUUUGCCGUCUUCACGAUGAUCAUGCUCGGCACCCAGCUGAACGCCAUCUGGACCGAUGAAACGGGCAUCGAGCAACUGAAGAAGGAGGAAGCCCGAUGGGUGAAGAAGUCACGCUGGAAAAGUUUUCAGGCCGUGUUUGGCCAUUUCUCGCUGGCCUGGUUUUCACCGUUUACACAACCGCUAAGAGCAAAGCACGAAAAUUAUUUAUAUUCAGUCUAAUAAAAACACAAAACCACACACAUAAAAAAACUAAA